AUGGCUCCAGCGGAUGCCCUUCGCCAGGAUAAUAUACUCGAGCUUGCUGUCAGAGCUAUCCAACCCGCAGGGGAGAGACAGCCGAGUCUCAAAACACCAUAUGAGGCUGUGGCUCUGAUCGGCCAUGCAUGCAUGGCAGCAGUUGAUUUCAGACUAGUCGGUCUCGGUGAAGACCACAACUUAGAAACAUCUACAGAUACACCUUCCCUCCCCGCAGAAUGGAACGCUAACGAUACAUUUGCCUUUCGGUAUGCACAUGCGCAGUCUUCGAUGCAGUAUCUACUCAAAGUGAGUCGACUGGGAAAUAAUGCAGUGAUCUUUGCACUGGCCUUGGGCGAUGACCGGACCAGCUCGUUCGACAUUCCCCACAAAGACUACAUCUCCACCUCUGCGCUCCCUCUAUCUUCCUCAGACAACCUCACUGCGUCCUUGCGAGAUGUGUUCAUCUCGCCAGCUCGACUAGGCGACUUGGUCGGUUUGUUUAAAAUCAACGUGAUCCAGAGACUCGCGCCCGGUUUGUACAAAGAGGGGUAUGAAGAUCCAAGCCAGCCGUCCAGAGCAAGGCUACAAGAAGAAAGACAACCGGAUAUUCCCCAGGAUGGUUCCCUCCCCGAGCCCGCCCGUCCACGUCCGUUUGAUGAUCCCCUAGCGGCAGCUCCUCGCCGCCCCAACCCACCAGACUUUGCCCCGCCCGGGUUCGAAGAUGAGUUUGAGAUCAACCGGCCCCCGCGAGGAUAUCCAGGAGGACUUGGAGGAGGCAGAAAUCCGUACAACAUCGGAGAGCGCGAUCUCUAUCCAGCAGGUCUUGGUCCCAAUGAUCCUUUGCGCGGAUCUAUGGGCCCUGGCUUUGGUCCAGGUGGCGGGGGUAUGCAUCCUACCUUUGAUGACCCUCUCUUCGGUGGAGGAGGUGGCAAUGGUGGAUAUGACCCCCGUGUACCUCCCGGUGCAAGAUAUGAUCCCGUAGGACCUGGUGAGCCACCUGUCGGUCGUAAUCAAGGACCUUUCGGUAAUAAUGGACGAGGUGGGGGCGGCUUUGGUGGGUUUGGUGGUGGAUUUGGCGGGGACAUUAUCUAA
Messenger RNA from Penicillium hordei, 1074 nucleotides. Its product is annotated as proteasome inhibitor PI31 family protein. Gene Ontology annotation, molecular function: endopeptidase inhibitor activity; proteasome binding. Gene Ontology annotation, biological process: proteasome-mediated ubiquitin-dependent protein catabolic process. NCBI's taxonomy places the organism in Eukaryota, Fungi, Ascomycota, Eurotiomycetes, Eurotiales, Aspergillaceae. The transcript is spliced from 2 exons. The record is from RefSeq and is a predicted model, not a curated record. Bases 1 to 1074 code for a protein of 357 amino acids.